AUGUCGCUGAACAAAGUGUUACUUCUUGACGAGCCGAGUUUGUUGAGUUUAUUGAAAACCAAUAACCACGAAGAUAUCGCCGGUAUCGUUCAAAGCAAACACUUAGACGGAAAACAGCUACUGGACUUAUCGGAAUUCCAAACGAUCAGUUGGAAAUUAUCACCGGCCCAAAAUAAGAGACUGUUCGCGUUUAUAAGAAGCAUCAAAGAAGAUCCGUAUAUUUUGUUCAAGAAACAACCUAUCAACAAACCGAAACCUAAUCUACCAGUAACCCAAAAACCAAUUCUACCAACAAGACCACUACAAGUCAAACAACCAUUAAAACCACCUCAACAACUACCUACUACAAAUCAUGAAGAGAUUAAACCCAAACCUAAAAUGCAUUUACCACCACAAGCGACUCAUAAGAACGAAACUCUCGGUAAAUCCAUCCGGAAACCACCAGCAAUCGCUCCAGAGACACUCGACGACGUUGAUUACGAAGAUUUGGAAAAUACAUAUGAUAAAGAACCUCCCAACGAGGAAUACCUCGAACCUAAUGACUUCAAUGAAGAAGAAAACGAACCGGAAAACACUUACGAACCUGCCCCUGAUGAUAACAGACGAGCUAGAAAUAUAUCACAAACAAAACCAGUUAGUAUAGCGACCCGGGCACCCAUUCCUAUACCAAGGGUAGAAGAUGAUGAACCCAACCAAAAAAUGAAAAACUUGAAAAACAAUAUCAGAACGAUCGGAGGAUAUUUGAACAUCGACGUAGAGGAAACCGAAGCGGAAAUCAACGAAGAACUAUCUCAAACCGGCAAAAAAUACACGGUGAACGAUUUAACUAACAUAAUCAUCGUCGACGAGGACGAGUCCAAGCGUCCGGUCAACUUUUUGGGGAAAAUCAACAAAUUCUUCACCCUCAAAUCCAAAUCGACCAGAGCCAACUCGUCGAACUACGAAAACCACAUGCUGAGGAGCGAAAUGCCCGGCUUCGAAUUGCCGGAAUCCGUCCGAAACCGACCCUUGCCCGAUAUUCCAUCGACUCUGAACAAAAAACGCGAUAUAAUAACCGAAAAACCGAGGAAAAGAAUCUCCCUGCAUCGAAGGGAACCCGAAGAUGAACCUCCGUUGCCAGUCCAAGACAAAGGGAGAAGAUCGCCGAGAAGCCAACCCGAAAGACCCACCGAAGAUAAAGUUAUUAACGAUAUAAAACGCUUACAAUCAAUAAGAAACAAGAGCCUCGUUAAAGUUAAUAAAGAAGAUGAAGAUCUUCUGGUGUACGAAAACAGAAAACCGUUGAAAACUUCGACUUCCAGACAAAAUUCACUUUCACCUCUACCGAUUCUAACGGACGAAUUAGCUGCCCAACUGUCGGAGAAACUCAAAGUUCGAGCAAGCGCUUUUAUCCCGGCGAUACAAGAUACCGACGACGAUCAACCAGUUUACAACAACAUCGAUGAUGAUUCCGUUAAAGAUGAACCAGAAGAAGACCACCAACCUAUUUACGGAAACGUUGAUGAUGAGGAAGAAGAACCAGAAGACACCGAUAAUAACGUUGAAGACGACAACAACGAAGAUGAAGGCGAGGAUGAUGAUAACGUGGAAGACGAAGAGGAGCAGGAGGUCUACGUCGAUUCCAUUUUCAACAUCAACAACGAGAGAUUCUACAGGAACACGGACAGAAAAGGCGCCAAGCAAUUGCUGCGCGCCCUUCCCAGCGGCUCCUUCCUCUUCCGGCCCAGCGAGCGCUACUUCCUGGUGCUGACGCUCAAGGCGGAGAAUAGAUUCUACAAUUUGGGCAUCGAACGCACGUCCACCAACAAGAUUCGAUUGAACGCCGACGCCAGCAGCGUCUCCCCGGAGUUCGGGACCUUGAGAGCCUUCGUGGAUUACUUCAAAAAAGAACCCGUUACGUUCACUCACGGGAACGGUUUAGUGGAGGUUUGUUUGAAUCCGUCUCUACCGGCUGAUUUGUUUUAA
Messenger RNA from Phyllotreta striolata, 1965 nucleotides. The record is from the annotation of a GenBank genome assembly. Lineage: Eukaryota; Metazoa; Arthropoda; Insecta; Coleoptera; Chrysomelidae.